CAACCCGGGAGCCUCAACCAGGGAAAGGAGAGAGCUUCUGAGACAAAGUUGGGGGUCAACCCGCCGUUGUGAUUUUCUCCAAACAGAACAAUAUAGUGAAUGCUUGUCUUUUCUAGUCUGCCUUCUGCCUUUCUCUGAUGACUACACCAUUACUGUCAAAAGAAGAAAAUUCCAGUUAAGGUAACUGUGUUUAACUACAUGGUAUUCUGGUUAUUGAACAGUUUCUUGAGGCUUUAGUGCAUCAACAUGAAAACCUAAUCAUUUUAGAGAACAGAGUGAAAGUUUCUGGAACAGCAAAGCAGACGACUAUACCCUGAAACAUGGUAACCACACUGAGCCAUGGCCAUUCUUUGGCUCUGCCUGGGUGAUCAGUCAGCUUUACUAAGCAUGUUAUCACAACUACAGCACUACCUACCCUCCUGCAUGAUUUUGGUAUUACACAGUUUUCAGCUGUCCUUCCUAGCUCUUCAACAUCCACAAGAACAGCCUUUCAUCACGGGGUUUCAGGGUUCCUCCAUCUUCUAAACUCCAAGGACCCUCUUGCAAACCCUGACUUCAUUCAAUUCAACUGAUAUUUAUUGAGAAUGGACUGUGUGUCAAGAACCUUGCUAAGGCUCCUGAAAGACAAAGCUGAAGAAAUCACAGUCCUCUUUCCUCAAGAAGCUCAUACUGUAGCAGAAGAGACAAGCCCACAUGUGCAGGCAGUCACAUACAGGAGGACUGUAGAGCAUAGGGAUUAAGAUGGUGGGCUCUUGGAUCAGGCAGAUCCAGGUAUAAAUCCCAGCUCUGUGACUUCAUGACUAUAGACAAAUUACUUAUCCUUCAACUUCUCCAUUUGUGGAGGAUGAUAACAGUACCCACCAUACUGGGCCAUUAUGAGGAAUAAAUGAAAUAAUGCUUGUAAAGUACUUAGAAUAGUCCCUAACACACAGUAAACUCCAGUACAGUUGUUCCUCAGUAUUCUCAGGGGAUUAGUUCUAAGGACCCUUCUGAUACCAAAAUACAGGGAUAUUCAAGUCCCUUAUAUAAAAUGUCAUAGUGUUUGCAUAUAACCUAUGCACAUGCUUCCAUAUACUUUAAAUCAUCUCUAGAUUACUCACAAUACCUAAUACAGUAUAAGUGCUAUGUAAAUAGUUGCCAGUAUGUGGCAAAUUAAAGUUUUACGUUUUGGAAUUUUUUCCCAAAUAUUUUCAAACUGCAGUUGGAUGAAUCCACUAAUGUGAAACCCAUGGAUAUGAAGGGCUAACUGUAUAACUUAGAAACGCAGAAGGUAGGCUCAGAAAUCAGAAUACCAUAGUUGCAAGCCUAACUCAGCCACUUGCUAGCUGUAUCAUUUUAGUUAUUGAACCUCCCUACUUCAAUUUCUUCACCCAUCAGAUGAAGAUGACAAUAGUAGUGUUGUGUAUAUAAAAUGGUCUUAUAUAUAUAAACAUUAAAGACACAUAGUAAAGCACUAGGAAAAUCAUAACAUGAAAUCUUACAUGUCGCUCUGAUGGCCUACAUGCUCCUUUCCAGUUUGUCCCCUGCAGUGGUUCUCAGGAGCUCAUCUAUAAAACCUCUCAGAAUUGUUGGAGCACUGUAUGGACACUACUCAUUAAGUAAAGGAACUUGCUCAGUUGUGUGUGACAGAAGUCAGAUCCAAAAGACUUAACAGAAUCAGCAAAUGAAUGGUGUGUGGUCAAUCAGAAUUGAACAGGACCCCAGCCUUCUAACUUGGAUAACUUCUUCCCUGGUGUAAAUGAGAAUCUUGUCUCCAUGUUAGAAAUAUGGAGGAGACUGAGAUAUUCUAUGGUUGCUAUAGUUAACAAAAAGGAGGCAUGCAGGAAGGGUACUGGAUAAAAUCUCUGGAUUUUACUGAUGAAGCUUUGACCCCCAAAUCUCACUGUGGAACCUAUUUCUAGUGAACAGGCAAGACCAUGUGUGAAACAGGAUGUCUCCUUCUGCUUAGGCUUGCUUUCCCUGGGUUCCAUCCAGUCCUAGGAACGUAAAACAAAAGGAAGAAACAAGAGGAAGACCUAAGCAUCUACAGAGAGAUUCUGAAGAGAGAACAUACAGAGAAAACCAAAAAAAAAAAAGAGAGAGAGAGAGGGAGAAUCCAGAAAACCUUGCAUUGGAAAAAGGCAGUCUUAUGGAGCCCCCACUGAGCUCCAUAAGAAUGGACCUUUCAUCUGGAACACUUCCUUACUGAGGGUUGAAGACCCUACACAGACUGUGCCUGGUUUAUUACCUUGUAUGGGAAUAUCUUUCCUUGUUUCAAUCUCAAAUAAGUACUCUUUUUCUCUGCUUAAAGCAUGUGCAACCUGACCAACCCCACUGUUAUGACUGUCGUCUAAGGUGAGGGGACAGGGUUCCUUUCACUGAAGCAUGAAUGGGUUCAUUGCCUAGGCUAAUUACCCUAUGUCAGCAGCGAGGAGAGAUCCACUAGCUAUGGAGGAUUGAUGCCCAUUAUUGAAGCCGAUCUUGCUGUGCCUCUUCUCUAUAUAUUUUCUUUGCUGUGGUUAUCUAUUUCGCGACCGCCUAAAUUGAUUUCACGUCCCGCUAACGGAUCGCGAGGCAGAGUUUGAAGCAAACGUUUUAAAUAACCGGUCGCGCCUGACAAACUCCAAGGUUAGCUUGCCUCUAACCCAUCCUUUCCCGGACCAGUCAGCGUCCCGCAGCUUUGGUAACCUAGCAACCAGGCAGCGCAGACGACACUUCCGGGACCCCGGGCCGCAGUUGUCCAAUCAGCUCUGCAGAGUCGCCGCCGAGGCUGAUGGGGCGCCGGAGACUGCGCUGCCGCUAGCGUCUGCACCAUGGUGACUGGCGGCUGUGGGGCUGUGGUGGCAAUGGCGGCUUGGUCUACCUUAUCCGCUGCGGGUGUGACUCUGUCCCUCUUGUUGGUCCUCCCUCGCGUUUCACAGGCUCAGACUUUCUUCUUCCCUUUCCGACAGCCAGAGACGUGCGGCCACAACCAGUACUUCGAUAUCUCUGCGCUCUCCUGUGUCCCGUGUGGAGCCAACCAGAGGCAGGAUGCCCGAGGAACUUUAUGUGUGUGUCUACCAGGAUUUCAGAUGAUCUCUAAUAAUGGAGGACCUGAUAUUAUUUGUAAAAAGUGCCCAGAAAACAUGAAAGGUGUUACUGAAGAUGGCUGGAACUGUAUUUCUUGCCCUGGUGGUUUAACUGCAGAAGGAAAAUGCCACUGUCCCACUGGCCAUAUUUUAGUGGAAAGAGAUGUUAAUGGAACGUUGUUGUCUCAAGCAACUUGUAAGCUCUGUGAUGAAAGUGAAAACUCUUUUACGGUAGCAAAUGCUUUAGGAAACAGGUGUGUUCGAUGUGAACCAACAUUCAUCAAUACCAGCAAGUCCUGUGUGUGUUCAGAACCUAACAUUUUAACAGGGGGAUUAUGUUUCAGCAGCACAGGGAAUUUGCCUCCACGUUUGAUUUCAGCUGCACGUUUUGGAGAGCUUGGCAUAUCUUUCACUUCAGAAUGGUUUGCAAAGUAUUUGCAGUCAUCAGCAGCGGCUUGUUGGGUGUAUGCCAAUCUAACAUCUUGCCAAGCUCUCGGAAAUAUGUGUGUGAUGAACAUGAAUUCUUAUGACUCUACCACUUUUGAUGCAUGUCGACUAUUUCAGUUUAUCUUUGAAAAUACUGCUGGACUGGGCACUGUCCAUUCUGUUUCAUUUUGGAGACAGAAUCUUCCAUGGCUGUUCUAUGGAGACCAGCUAGGAUUAGCACCUCAAGUACUCAGUACUACACCUCUUCCUACAAAUUUCAGUUUUAAAGGGGAAAACCAGAAUACAAAACUGAAGUUUAUUGCUGCUUCCUAUGAUGUGAGAGGAAAUUUUCUCAAGUGGCAAACUUUAGAAGGGGGUGUUUUACAGCUUUGUCCAGACACAGAGACAAGGCUAAAUGCUGCUUAUUCCUUUGGAACAACCUAUCGACAGAAUUGUGAGAUUCCUAUCUCUAAGAUCUUAACUGACUUUCCCACUCCUACAUUUUAUGAUGUGUACCUUGAACAUACUGAUGAAAAUCAACACCAAUAUAUUUGGGCUGUGCCUGUGUUAAACUUAAAUCUUCAGCACAAUAACAUAUUUGUGAACCAAGACAGUAGCUCUAGCAAGUGGCUUCUGACUCGGCGCAUUUUCUUAGUGGAUGCACUAAGUGGACGAGAAAAUGACUUAGGAAGUCAGCCAAGAUUGAUUCGAGUUGCUACCCAAAUAUCACUGAGUAUCCGCCUUGUACCCAACACAAAAAAUGGAAAUAUCUACCCUCCCUUAAUUACCAUUUCCUAUAGUGACAUUGAUAUCAAAGAUCCCAACAGCCAGUCUGUGAAGUUUUCUUUCUCAGUCACAUAUGAAAUGGAUCAAAAAGAAGCACAUGUCCAGACUGAUAUUGCUUUGGGUGUGUUGGGUGGACUAGCUGUUUUAUUGUCUCUUCUGAAGACAGCAGGUUGGAAGAGACGCAUUGGGAGUCCCAUGAUUGAUUUACAGACAGUUAUAAAAUUCUUGGUGUACUAUGCUGGUGAUCUGGCCAAUGUUUUCUUUAUCAUCACUGUGGGAACAGGUCUUUACUGGCUUAUUUUCUUCAAAGCACAGAAGUCUGUCUCUGUUUUGCUACCAAUGCCGGCUCAGGAAGAACGUUUUGUUACUUAUGUGGGAUGUGCUUUCGCUCUAAAGGCUCUGCAAUUUUUGCAUAAGCUCAUCUCCCAGAUUACCAUAGACAUAUUCUUUAUUGAUUGGGAGCGACCUAAAGGAAAGGUUCUUAAAGCUGUUGAAGGUGAGGGUGGUGUUCGGAGUGCUGCCGUUCCCGUAAGCAUAUGGAGAACAUAUUUUGUGGCAAAUGAAUGGAAUGAAAUACAGACCGUGAGAAAAAUUAACCCACUCUUUCAAGUUGUGGGAUUCAAGAACUUAGCAUUAAUGGACUCAUCCUCUAGUCUUUCCAGAAGCCCACCUAGCUACAUAGCUCCUUAUAGCCGCAUUUUGAGAUAUGCAGUGUCUGCUGCUCUUUGGCUAGUCAUUGGAAUUAUACAGAUCGUGUUUUUUGCUGUCUUUUAUGAGAGAUUUAUAGAAGAUAAAAUUCGACAGUUUGUUGAUUUGUGCUGUAUGAGUAAUAUAUCAGUGUUUCUGUUAUCCCACAGAUGUUUUGGUUAUUACAUUCAUGGUAGAUCAGUACAUGGGCAUGCUGAUACUAAUAUGGAAGAAAUGAAUAUGAAUCUUAAAAGAGAAGCGGAAAAUUUGUGUAGUCAGAGAGGUUUGGUACCGAAUACAGAUGGUCAAACUUUUCAGAUUGCAAUUUCUAGCCAGAUGAGACAACGCUAUGACAGAAUUCAUGAGACACUAACAAGGAAAAAUGGCCCUGCUAGACUAUUGAGUUCAUCAGGAAGUACUUUUGAGCAGAGUAUAAAAGCAUAUCAUACUAUGAAUAAAUUUCUUGGCUCUUUCAUCGAUCAUGUUCAUAAGGAAAUGGACUACUUUAUAAAAGAUAAAUUGCUUCUUGAAAGAAUUCUUGGAAUGGAAUUCAUGGAACCAAUGGAAAAAAGCAUCUUUUACAAUGAUGAAAGUUAUUCUUUCAGCAGUGUUCUGUAUUAUGGAAAUGAAGCCACUCUUCUUCUUUAUGAUCUGAUGUUCUUCUGUGUUGUGGAUUUGGCUUGCCAAAAUUUUAUUUUAGCAUCCUUCCUUACAUACCUACAACAAGAGAUUUUUAGAUUUAUUCGUAAUACAGUAGGACAGAAGAAUUUGGCAUCCAAAACAUUGGUGGAUCAAAGAUUUCUGAUUUAAUUUAUUGAAUAGAUAAAGACAAUUAUAAUCAUGGCCAAAAAAAGUCAUGAUUUUCAGGUUAGUUUGCCAUGUUUUUUAAAAUUUAUAAUACAACUUAUUCUAUUUUUAUUUGUUUUUUAAUCUACAGAAAGAUUUAUUUUUAUAACUUGUAGAUACAUAACUUGCUUUGUGAAUAUGUAGUGUGAUACAAUUGAAAACAUUGUUUUCCUGUUAUGCAUGGUAUUUAAUUCACCAGCUCAUAAACUACAUAGCUCUGACAGUGGGACAAAAAAAAAUCUAAAUGUUGAUAUCAGCAUAACAUUUUUUUAAUGAUAAUCAAAACAGUCCCCAUCAUUUGUCUCUAGAUUAUUUUAUAAACUAGAUUUGGCUGUAUUUUCUCACAUUGAAAAAAUAUUUGAUUUCAAGUUCAAGCCUAGUUUUCAGUUCAGUAUUUUAUUUUACAUAUUUUAUGGUUAAAUAAAUGUUGAAAAUAUUUUCAAGUUUACUUAGAAAUUUGGAACUGUAUUUGGGCUGAAUCAAUUUGCCUCAUUUUAAUUGUUCAUCCUGUUUGGCAGUGGACCGAUUCACUAUUGGAUUAAUAGGCACCUCAUGAAAUGGUACAUAUUAAUUCCUUUGUAUAUCUGUAUUAUGAGGUCAAUAUAUUCUUUCCAUAAAGUAUGUUUAUGUCUCUACUAACAUUUACAUUAUUGAGCUGUAAUAUGUGACAUUUUCCCCAAUAUACAUUUUUAUACAUUUAUACAUUACUUAACAUUUUAAGAGCACUCCCAAAGUUUUGCUUUUUAGUUAUGUUUAAAGAUUAUAAAUAACAAAUAAACUGUUGAGUUAUGUUAUGUUAACAAGGUGACUUAUUGAAAGCAAACUUAGGCUUCAUAAGUUAGUAAGCUUGUAUGUUUUUUUUUUUAAGUAAGGAAAAAAAAUAUGAGGAGCCAAAAUAUAAUUAAUGUAAAUCCUGAGCCACGUAGCUAAUAAUUUCCAUGAAAUCAUUUUUCUUCAAUACGCUUUUUAAUAAUCUUUUUCAUUGUGUACCAUGAACUUGAAAGUCACCUUAUUUCAAGUAUGACGGUCAUUAACCCCCAGAGCAACUGGCCUUCUAUGUUAAUGCUGUGUAAAUACUUAAAUGUAAUGCUGUAUAAAUAUUGUUUAUAUUACUGAAUUGAAAAUAUAGAAUAAAAUAUUUGGUGUUUCUCUUU
Messenger RNA from Hippopotamus amphibius kiboko, 6946 nucleotides. It is a transcript of the gene TMEM67, whose product is annotated as transmembrane protein 67. The transcript is spliced from 30 exons. Gene Ontology annotation, cellular component: MKS complex; ciliary transition zone. Bases 2793 to 5756 code for a protein of 987 amino acids. Gene Ontology annotation, biological process: cilium assembly. Lineage: Eukaryota; Metazoa; Chordata; Mammalia; Artiodactyla; Hippopotamidae. The record is from RefSeq and is a predicted model, not a curated record.